AUGCUGACCGAAUUCGACGAAACAUGCGGAUGCAUCGGUCUUCAGCUGAAUCUACAAAAGACGAUGUUCAUGCCGAACGGAUGGAUCUCGGCCCCAUUCACGCUCAACGGAACGAGCAUAUCUGAAUGCACCAGGGAUUCGAAAAUCUCUCCUACGUCAGCGAUCGAAGAUCAGAAACGUCGCCGCGUUUGCCAAGGAAAGUAA
Molecule: messenger RNA, 204 nt
Organism: Necator americanus (New World hookworm)
Lineage: Eukaryota; Metazoa; Nematoda; Chromadorea; Rhabditida; Ancylostomatidae
Exons: 1
Coding region: 1-204 (67 amino acids)
Source: RefSeq, a predicted model, not a curated record